Messenger RNA from Hydra vulgaris (swiftwater hydra), 1425 nucleotides. Its product is annotated as tripartite motif-containing protein 2. Gene Ontology annotation, biological process: protein polyubiquitination; negative regulation of translation; proteasome-mediated ubiquitin-dependent protein catabolic process. Gene Ontology annotation, molecular function: protein binding; ubiquitin protein ligase activity; translation repressor activity. Lineage: Eukaryota; Metazoa; Cnidaria; Hydrozoa; Anthoathecata; Hydridae. The record is from RefSeq and is a predicted model, not a curated record.
GUUUAAUAGUCAGCAUUUGACGUAUUUUAUUGAAAUAUCUAACUUAAAAUUGUUACGUUAGUGUUGAAUUUUUCAGCGCUCCUGCCUCCUCCUGUUACGGAACAUGAUAAAUAAACAACUAAUUUUAUUGUAAUUAGUUGCAUUAAUUAGUUUUGCAGUGCAUGCAAAAUCGUUGGCAUAAGGAAACCCACGGGAUUGCUUCAAGAUAUUUUACAGUUAGUGAAAGUAUUUUGUACUUAAUAAACAUUUAAGAAGUACAAAUAUGGAAAUAUUUUAUAUGGAAUUCAUUACCGUGUGACUUGUAUAAUUAAAAUAUGGAUGAAAAAGAAAACGAUUUGUCUUUUAUUAUGGUAAAUCAUGCUGACUGCAGACCUUGUGGGACAUCAUUUAAACAUAUAAAAUGCUUGGAUAAUUAUGGUUUAAGCUUUAAUUUUUGCUACGGUACAAACGACUUUGGUAAAAGCAACCAAAUAAAAGCUAACAAAAUAACACGACUUAAUCCAUGUGGAAUUACCACAAGCAAUUCUAGUUUAUUAAUUUCUGACAAUCAACUAGGAGUAGUUAACAUAUAUUCAAUUGACGAUUUUAUAAACAGUUUUACUUUACCAUAUAAAGUACUGUUCAAACAUUCAUUUCCAUCAGUUACUGAUGUCUCAUUGCUUGAAGAAACUUUUUUUGUGACUGAUCACUUAUCUAAAAAAGUCCAUAUUUGUAGCAAAGUAGGUGUUGAAAAUUUUAUAAACAGUGAGAUUUUUUUGCCACAGUCAUUAGAACUAUCAGGCAUAUGUGUUACAAAUAACAAACAAAUUAUUGUGUCUGAUUCAAAAGCUUGUAACAUCACUAUAUGUGAGCAAAAUGGGGAUUUAUUACACACUUUUGGAGGCGCUGAUAAAUUAGAUUAUCCUCAAUUUUUAUGUUGGAGCAGUAGAAGCGAGAGAAUUUUCAUAGCAGAUACAUGUAGUUCUAAAGUUCAUGUCUUUAAUAUUUACGGACAGCAUGACUUCAGCUUCGGAUCUCACAUAAUGAAUAAUGGUUGUUUUUUAAAUCCUUCUGGAAUAGAUGUAGAUGACUCAGGGCGUAUUUUUGUUGCAGACGAAACCUUAAACAAUGUUCAAGUUUUUGAUAAAAAUGGAAACCUUAUUGAUAACUUUGGAGAAUCAGGAUUCAAAUGUGGUCAUUUUCAUUCUCCAAAAGGUCUCUCUGUAUGCAAUGGUAAAGUUUAUAUAGCUGAUAGUUUGAAUUAUAGAGUUCAAGUAUUUGAAGAAAAAUUUAAUCAUUAAGUUUUUUAAAAACAAAGAUACAAGUUUUAAAUAAAUUUUCAAUUUAUAUUUGUUAUCUUAACAUUUUAUUUAUUAUGCCACAGUUUUGAAUUGUGAAAACUUUGUAUUUAUACAGUUGUUUAUUACUAGAAUACAUGUGAUGUAA